Messenger RNA from Hypanus sabinus (Atlantic stingray), 1224 nucleotides. Its product is annotated as C-type lectin domain family 12 member A-like. NCBI's taxonomy places the organism in Eukaryota, Metazoa, Chordata, Chondrichthyes, Myliobatiformes, Dasyatidae. The transcript is spliced from 10 exons. The record is from RefSeq and is a predicted model, not a curated record. The coding region runs from base 113 to 1069 and encodes 318 amino acids.
GAGACACACGCAAUUCGAGACUGCUGGAAAGCCGAAAGGCUGGGUAUUGGUUUCCUCAGACAACGGUUGCUUCCCCUUUCUGAGCUCAGAGACGCAGAGAAUCCUCGGCAGGAUGGACCGCAGCGAGAGCUACGUAACUGUGAAGUUGGGAAAAAAGGACACACGGUCUCCUUCCCGAGCUGAACCUGAUGUAUUAUACGCGCAAGUUAAUUUCAAGACCCCCUCGGCGUCUCGGGUCCAGACAGAUAGAGACGGUCUGAACUCCACCUACUCAGAUCUGAACUUUCAGAGAAAGGAAACCCGCAUCGAUGAGGGCGAAGGUCCUCCCAUUGCCUCGGGAUCCAGCACAGCACAAAAAGCUGCGCAAGAACGGGAGUCGAAAGUGAAGAUCGGAAAUAGACCGUACCGUCUGAUCUGCCUACUCUGCCUAGUUACAUCCGCCCUAAUCGUGACAGUGGCCAGUCUCUCGAUCCAUGUGUUACAGAUUCGUCAGUCUAAGAACACCUCCGACCAAAACUGCCAUGAGUUAAACUCAACCCUUCAAUCCAAGCUUUCUGCACUCAACUCUAAUCUGUCCGUUCUCCGUCUCCAGUUCACUGAGAUGGAAACGAAGUACAGAUCUGUCAACGAAACCAAGGCUCAGAUCUGUGAAUUAUUGACCAGCAGAAGAGAGCAAACGUGUUCCGAGGACUGGGUCACCAAUGGAGAUCGGUGUUAUUACGCAUCCAAGUUUGAAACAUCUUCCCGCCAAGCGAUUCAAGAAUGUUCAAACCGUGACUCAAGGCUGCUGGAAAUCAAUACAAGGGAUGAAGCGAGUUUUGUAUCGCGCAGAGUUUUGUAUAAAACCUAUCCAUACUGGAUUGGAAAAUGCGAAGUCGGGAAUGUGAGCUUGGGCCUCAUGCACAAUGUGCCCCCGGGGACGUUCAACUGCAAAUACUGCGAGUCGUACGUAAGAGAUAGUCCUUGUAAACAUGUUCGUCGUUUCAUCUGCGAGAAGUCGGCACCUUUGUUCCCGGAUGUUCCUGCAAAGAUCCAGGGUCUCUGCCAACAGCCAGUGGAGUCAACAUAAAUCAAGGCGGCCUCACAACGUCUUGCCCACGGCAGCGUGACCUCCCGACUCCUGUACUCAGUGUGACUGGUGAAGACCGGCGGGUCAAGUGUCCUGUCCACCCUAUCGGAUGUUUUCCAGCGGAAUCGUUAUUUCAUUUAUUAUCUGAAGCUCAU